Molecule: messenger RNA, 666 nt
Organism: Acomys russatus (golden spiny mouse)
Lineage: Eukaryota; Metazoa; Chordata; Mammalia; Rodentia; Muridae
Product: paired-like homeodomain transcription factor LEUTX
Exons: 3
Coding region: 1-666 (221 amino acids)
Biological process (GO): regulation of transcription by RNA polymerase II
Cellular component (GO): nucleus
Molecular function (GO): RNA polymerase II cis-regulatory region sequence-specific DNA binding; DNA-binding transcription factor activity, RNA polymerase II-specific
Source: RefSeq, a predicted model, not a curated record
AUGUCAGGAAAGCCGCAGCAUAGCCGUCGGUUCAGGACUGCACUCAGUGAUGAACAAAUCAGGGCACUGCAAGAUGCUUUCCACAGGAACAUGUUCCCAGACCAGUGGGAAAUCCAGGAACUGGCUUCAAGGCUCCAGAUUAACCACAGGACUCUGCAGAUGUGGUUUAAAAAUCAGCAAGAUGUGGUGAUGCAGCAAAGAAACUAUCAGAGGAAUUCCUCUCUGGCAGCAUCCAAUCAGGCCAUGCUAAUGAGAGGAGGAGCAUCAUCCAACCAGGCCAUGCUAAUGAGAGGAGGAGCAUCAUCCAACCAGGCCAUGCUAAUGAGAGGAGGAGCAUCAUCCAAUCAGGCCAUGCUAAUGAGAGGAGCAUCAUCCAACCAGGUUAUGCCAGUGAUGGGUCAAUCAUCCAGCCAGCCUAUGUUCAUGAGAGAUCAGGAGUCACAGAAGAAUUCUGGAGAAAAGCAACAAGAGGCUGGUGCCUCUGCAAUGGAAUCCCUGCAACCUUCUCAGGGGUUUGACAUAGACCAAAUCGACCUGGGACCUUCCCCGCCACCCUGGGCAUCUAUGACCCAGGACAUAGAUGAAUUUGUGAAAAUGUAUGACUUGCCUGGGGAUGUUGACCCUAAAAGCUUUGAUAAGUAUCUCCCCCCAGGAUGCUUUGACUGA